CCACGAUGUUCACACACAUGAUCUGAGAGGACAGAGAGGACAGAGAGGACAGAGACACGGGCGGACCGGGUCUGAGGAGCCACUGGAUUUAUCAGCUCCUGGAUUAAUGAGCGCGCUUCGCUUUGGGAUUUAACUCGAAAAGGAUCCGGAGUUUGAACAAAACGGAUGUCAGUGUGGUGGGUAGAGAUGGGAGAGGGUUUGGGGCCUCUCUCCCCUGUAGGAUGGUAGCCGACAGCACAUUGGACGACCAUGACAAGACCCACUUGUCAAGCUCCUCUUCUGCAUCCUCAUCCUCGUCCUCGUCCUCGUCUUCAUCCCGUCGCACCGAGUCGGAGCAGCUCCAGCGCCGGGCUCAUCCGAACCCGUCCCAGAGAUCUGCCCCCGUGCCCCUGACCCACUUCCGGACGUUCACCAGCAAGGAGGACUGUAAGAUCAUCACGGACACGGCGGCUCAGCUGGAACGCUCCGGCUUCUACUGGGGUCCUCUGGGAGUGGAGGAGGCCCACCGCAAACUACAGGACGCGCCCCUGGGAAGCUUCCUGAUCCGGGACAGCAGCCAGAAGGACGUCUUCUUCACGCUGUCCUUCCACGCCAAGAACGGGCCGGUCAGCGUCCGCAUCGAGUACAAGCGCCAGCGCUUCUCCCUGUCCUGCAGCGAGCGCUCCUUCCCCAGCGUCUUCGCCCUCCUGGAGCAUUACAUCCACUCCCCGAAGAAGAGCCUGAGCGCCCCCUACAGGCGAUGGAAGCCCACGCUGCAGGAGCUGUGCAGGAAGCGGAUCCUGGAGCUGUGCGGUGGAGAGGGUCGGGUCCCGGAGCUGCCGCUGACCCACGUGGUGCAGGACUUCCUGCUGGAGUUCCCUUACAAACUGUGAGCGGCGCACCCGUCCGUCACGCUCAGGAGGCGGAGGCGGAGGCUGCGUCACCAUGGCGACGGACUAACCCCUCUCAGCUGGAGGGCUGUGGGACGUCUCCAAGGAGGAGGAGGAGUUGUUGUUGUUGUUGUCGUUGUCGGACGUUGUGCAUUUCAACACACGUUACCUCGAGGACUCGGCGCUGCACACGGACCCGCUGGGACCCGUCUGGAGGCCCUGCAUUAACACAGAGACAUGGCAGAGACAUGAGGGACAGGACGGGGUCCAGCAGGGCCCCAGGAGGACACACAUCCAGCAGCUGUGUGGACGUGUGGUGGAGGAGGGUCCGCUUGAAGCAGAAGCAGAAGCAGAAGAAGAAGCAGCUUUUUUUUCUCGUAGCACAUUUAAAACUCUAACGUUGAAUGUUUACAUCCCUCAUGAAUGUUAUCGACGUCUCCUUGUACUGUACCAGAGGUUCCUCAUCUCUGAAUCAACUGUCUGCCGCGCAGAAACCAUACGACUGGGUUUUUACCAAAUCACUCUUUCUAACUUCUAAUUUUAUUUUUGUGUCUAUGAUAUUUGCAAAUAAAAAGUAUUUAAAGUUGA
Mugil cephalus (flathead mullet) is the source of this 1457-nucleotide messenger RNA. It is a transcript of the gene socs1a, whose product is annotated as suppressor of cytokine signaling 1a. The coding region runs from base 222 to 872 and encodes 216 amino acids. NCBI's taxonomy places the organism in Eukaryota, Metazoa, Chordata, Actinopteri, Mugiliformes, Mugilidae. Gene Ontology annotation, molecular function: 1-phosphatidylinositol-3-kinase regulator activity. Gene Ontology annotation, cellular component: phosphatidylinositol 3-kinase complex. Gene Ontology annotation, biological process: phosphatidylinositol phosphate biosynthetic process; intracellular signal transduction. The transcript is spliced from 2 exons. The record is from RefSeq and is a predicted model, not a curated record.